Molecule: messenger RNA, 1175 nt
Organism: Ficedula albicollis (Collared flycatcher)
Lineage: Eukaryota; Metazoa; Chordata; Aves; Passeriformes; Muscicapidae
Product: organic solute transporter subunit alpha-like
Exons: 8
Coding region: 1-1017 (338 amino acids)
Biological process (GO): bile acid and bile salt transport
Cellular component (GO): endoplasmic reticulum membrane; plasma membrane
Molecular function (GO): transporter activity
Source: RefSeq, a predicted model, not a curated record
AUGGAGGGCGAGGCGAACGGGACCCUGCGCUCGUCCUGCGGCUCCAGGGAGCCGCCCUACGCGGAGGAGCUUCUCCGCAGUCUUGACCUACCAGGGAGAUUUCUCUUUGCAACCUUGACUCUGAUGACGGUCAUUGCCAUUCUGGUGUUUAUAGAGGAAGCAGUCUACAUCUACAGGAAAAUCCCCUCCUCCAAAAGAUCAAUCAUUAUUUGGAUUAAUGCUGCAGCUCCAGUGAUCUCUACUACUUCAUGCAUCGGCAUGUGGAUUCCUCGCUCAGCAAUGUUUACAGAUUUCACAGCAGGAAUAUUUUUUGCCAUAGUUAUCCACAAGUUCCUGAUGAUGAUGAUUAAAGAGUGUGGAGGCCAGAAGGUGCUCCUCAGACGGUUUGAAAAUGGUCACUUCACCAUCAGCACUGGGCCCUGCUGCUGCUGCUGCCCCUGCCUCCCUCGUGUGCCCAUCACCAGGAAAACCCUCUUUUGGCUGCAGCUGAGCACCUUUCAGUUUGCUGUCUUUCGGCCUGUGCUCGUAUUUUUAUCAAUAGUACUUUGGACUAAUGACAAUUACAUCCUAUACAAUCUGUCUCCCAAAGGACCUGCACUGUGGAUCAGCUGCAUCGUUGGUGCCCUCACCCUUUUUGCUCUGUGGGCAGUGGGAAUCAUGUUCCGAAAAGUUAGGAUUCUCCUUAAGUGUAAGAACAUUAUCCCAAAGUUUGCUCUUUAUCAGUUUAUUGUCAUUCUGAACCAACUGCAGAUCACUAUUAUCAACAUGCUCGCUACACAAAAAAUCAUUCCCUGUGCUCCACCACUCUCCUCCACAGUAAGAGGAUCAUAUAUAGCCCAUCAGCUGCUCAUCAUGGAAAUGUUUCUGAUAACUGUAAUCUCUAGAGUGGUCUAUCGGAGAAAAUACCAUGACCUGGAGCCUCCAGAGGGUGUGGCUGAAGAGCCCAGGGACAAGAAGCAGACUCCUAAGAUUACCCUGAAUGGUGCAGUUGUUGAAGAUGGAUUGCCAAAAGUUUAGAAGCCUCCUGUGCUCCUGUUAUGCAGGAGCUGUAAGAUCAACUUCAGGAACUAGUAUAUUCUUACACCAAAAAAAUAGCCACUGUCCAUGUUGAAACAACUUCUGGCAUAAAUGCCUGUGAGCUGCAGUACUGAAAGGACUAGUAAAGAUAAUCCUGU